CUUCGACCGAGUAACAGCGAGUCCCCGCGGCUGCACGGCGUUAAUGUGGAUAGUUUAGGCUAAAGCGAGAAUUACUAAACUACGCGCACGGAGCAGGGAUCAGUCUAACACCUGAAGAACAUGGACUCGACCUGAGAGCGAUGUUUUCACGACGCGCUGGAGACUUAAGAAGCGGGUUCCGGUGACAGUGUUCGUCUGUCAGGAAGUUUGACGCGCGCAGCUCAGGAGCGUUCCUCCGCUUUGUUUUGGUCGGGUAAAGUUGUGAGAGCACCGGGGGACCACCGUUACAUUCCCGCUAGACCACCGGAACACCACCGGGGGACACCAACGGGACACCACCGGGACUUUGUGACGUUGUCGUGGAAGCAGGGGAAAGUCUGUCCACACUCCAGAGACCGAGUUUAAAGACAGAUUUGCUUCCGAACAUCGGUUGAGAUUGUCCAACUUGACUGAAAACAUCCCUGGUAUUUGGACCAGAAACACUGAAAGGCCUCAAUCAUUCAUCUUUACUGUUGUUUUAGUCCGUUCUGGCUCCAUUGUGUCUCCAUGGGAGUCAGAUUUAUGACUGCCAGACACAGGCCUGUGUUUUUCCUUAUUUAGUUAUAUCCUGUUUAAUAAUAAAAGUUCAGAUAUGUACAGGAUCUGUUAUUAUCACAGAUAGUGUUGGUGCUGGGGCUAUUUUGGAUUCGAACCUGGCAACCCAGAGAGGAAAAAGCUUCAAAGUGAUCAGGAAGAGAGGCCAUUUAAUCAAAAUCGCGGAAAGUGUGCUGUCUUUUCCCUCGCAGAUGGAUUUCAUAAAGGCCACACGGUUGUUGUUGCACCUUUUUUGUUAGUUUUUUUUGUUUUUGUUUUCACAUUUUGUGGGACACCGUUCAGUUUGAAUGAAGCCAGUGAAGAAUGUGUUGGAGUGGCUGCAGAGGAGCAGAGGUGUGGACCUCCGCGGCUGGAUCGGUCUGAUGUAGGCUUUUCUCCCCCCCCUGUGAAACCUCUCAUGUGACUCAGUUUGUGUUCACAACCCGGGGAAGCGUGUGGUUGUUGUUUUUUCCUGCUCCAACUUGAAAGAGGAGGACGAGCCCCCCUGUUACCUGCAGGGAGGGGAGGGGGUGUCAGCCCCUGCCAUGGCGCCCUCACACGCACGCGCACCGGUGUGAGAAGAACUCGAAGACAGCGAAUGGACGUGAACUACCCGUGCACCCACUGCGGCUCGGCUCCACUCGGGACAAGUCCCGUCUCGCCCUGACCCGGUUCGCCAGGGCAACAGGCUGUGGGACAGCAGAGGCAAGUUUCUGAGGGCCUGUUGGGGCACCAUCGUACGCAAACUUUGCCACAAUGAAUGAGAGGCAGGCCCUCCACUCUAUAAUGAAGGACCUGGUUGCCCUCCAGAUGACAAGACGCCAGCCAGUGUUGUCGUACGACAACAGCAAACCCAAGGUGCCGGCUCAGUCCAACAGACAGGGUGAUGUCAGGAUAAAGUUUGAGUUCUCAGGGGAGAGACGGAUCUUGAUGUUUGGACGGCCUGUGCAGUUCGAAGAAAUCCAGCAGAAAGUUAAGACUGUGUUUGGUCAGCAGUUAGAUCUCCAUUACAUGAACAAUGAGUUGUCGAUCCCUCUGCGGGGCCAGGACGACCUGGACAAGGCAGUCGAUCUGCUGGACCGAAGCUCCAACAUGAAGAGCAUCAAGAUCCUGCUGCUCACUCAGGAGCACAGCAACGUCUCCUCCCCCUCUCACCAUGUUCCAUGUAAACAGGUGAGGAUCAAGUCGUCUCAAUCCACUGGAGACGUUAGCGCGGCAUACCAAUCUGCCGAGCCCAGAGGGCGCCACCUAUCAACCGGUUCUCAGAACACUGGGCGUAGCUCGCCGCCUCCUGGCUAUGUGCCCGAGCGCCAGCAGAGGAUCGCCCGCCAAGGUUCAUACACCAGCAUAAACAGUGAGGGGGAGUUCAUCCCAGAGACCAGCGAUCAGUGUGUGCUGGAUCCCUGGAGCAGUGCAGAAAACUCUGUCUCUGGAAGCUGUCAGUCUCUGGACAGCAACUCAGACAGCCCGUCAUUGAGGAAGUCUCGCAUGCACAGAGCUAAAAGCUACCCUGAUAAUCGUCAGGAGUGCUCAGACAGGGAGAAUCAUGUGUAUGACAGGGUAGCUGGAAAGGGUGGCACCUACCCUCGUAGGUACCACGUCUCCCUGCAUCACAAGGACCACAGCGAAGGUCGUCGGACGUUUCCGCGGAUUCGCCGUCCCCAGGGGAACCUGUUCACCCUCGUGCCUUCACGUCGGUCACUCAACGGCAGCGAGGAGAGUCUGGGCAGCUGGCAGCUGGUGGAUGCCCAGGGCAGGCUUCGUCCCCAGGAUCGUUCUGUUGCCCAUAAGUCACCCAGCGCCCCAGUCACAUGGCGGCGGGGGAAGCUCCUGGGCCAGGGGGCAUUUGGACGGGUUUACCUGUGUUACGAUGUGGAUACUGGGAGAGAGCUGGCUGCCAAGCAGGUCCAGUUUGAUCCUGACAGCCCUGAGACAAGCAAGGAGGUUAGCGCUCUUGAGUGUGAAAUCCAGCUGCUGAAAAACCUGCAUCACGAGCGCAUUGUGCAGUACUACGGCUGUCUGAGGGAUCUCAAUGAGAAGACCCUCACUAUCUUCAUGGAGUACAUGCCGGGGGGUUCAGUCAAAGACCAGCUGAAGGCGUACGGGGCCCUGACGGAAAAUGUGACCCGGAAGUACACGAGACAGAUCCUGGAGGGGAUGUCCUAUCUGCACAGCAACAUGAUCGUACACAGGGACAUAAAAGGUGCCAACAUCCUGCGGGAUUCAGUGGGCAAUGUGAAGCUGGGAGAUUUUGGCGCCAGCAAGAGGCUUCAGACCAUCUGCAUCUCUGGCACCGGCAUCCGCACAGUGACCGGCACCCCCUACUGGAUGAGUCCGGAGGUGAUCAGUGGAGAAGGCUACGGCAGAAAGGCUGACGUCUGGAGCCUUGGCUGUACAGUGGUGGAGAUGCUGACAGAGAAGCCUCCAUGGGCUGAAUAUGAGGCCAUGGCGGCCAUAUUCAAGAUCGCGACCCAGCCCACCAACCCAAUUCUACCCUCAAACACCUCCGACCAGGCACGGGACUUCAUCCGCUGCAUUUUCGUGGAGGCCAAACACAGGCCGAGCGCUGAGGAGCUGCUCAGACAUCCGUUCUCUCAGAUUUUGUGCUGAAACCCGCCUGGUUCGUGAACUUUCUUGCCAUGAAGUGGCACGGCAGCCUCGGCAGAAUCUGCAGCUUCCUCGAAAUCGAACCGUGACAGGAGUCCAGACCUGGAACAGUGUGAAACCCACUAAGCCUCUGCCACAAUGCAGGUGCUUCAAAGACGAAUCGGUGUUCGCUCACACUGAUCCAAAGUAGAGACAAAGAGAGCCAUACUGUCAAACAUUGGGGCCUUUAAAACCAGUGUUAGUACAAAAGUCACCACCAGGGGGAAACAAAACACAGAUGAAGUAUCACUCAGAUACACACACUCCAAUUGCAGCAUCAGUGAGUCUCUGCACAUGAUAACGUAUCCUCCCCUGUGUUUACCUUCACCAGUGGAUGUUGAUCGCCCCCCCACCCCCCAGUGCACUACAGUGUUAAAGGUUUUUCCAACUUUGGCAAUUUGCAGCUACUUCCUGUUUCUGUUCCUGCUCUGGAACAAAGAAAACUCCACCCUCAGAGUUAGAACUUCGUUACCAAUUGGUGGUUAAAAAAAAACAAUAGAUGAAGUGAUAUCACAGUUUUGUCUUUAACUGGAGUUUAAUAGCAAAAUAUUGUUCAGCUGUUGAAAACCUCUGAAGUCAAUAAGCUACGUCAUGUUUUGGUUUGAGCCCCUCAGAUGACAGAGUAUGUGCCUUAGCGAUCACAAAGUCAUGACAAGAGAUAAAUGCACAAUUGCGUCCACUAUCUUAAAGCUCCAAAGACCACGAUGCACUGCAGCUCCUCGCUCCAGUCAAAAGGAGAGAGAGAAGCAUGAGAUUUCACUCUUAAUCUUUCUGCACGAAAAAAAAAAUUGUCACUGUCAUUAUUGCAGACUUUAUCUAAAGAAGCCCUCAAAAAUCUGAACCCACUCCAGAAUUGAAUGUGUUUUCUUGGGUCAUUCCCCAUCCCUCCAAAAAUGUAAUGGAAAAAGCUUCAGUAAUUUUUGUAUUAUCCUGUGAAACAUAAGCUCCAUGUCGGAGGUAAUUAAGAAAAUCAGUGCACUUCAGUACAGACUAAGGAAUUGAAUUGAAUCAUCAUAUACAGCAUGAGGACGCGUGUAACAGUGAAAGAGGAGCUGAGUGUGGAUUUCUCUUCUUAAAGUGAGUCGUCUUUGGUUCUACCUCUUGCCUCAGUGUGACUUCUCCUUCCAGCUGCCUUCUUCCUCUCGCAGCUCUUCAGUAUCACAGUUGUUCUGAGCCUACAAUGUGCCAAAUAGGGACGGAACAGGGUCAUGGUCUGAACUUGGUAUCAGUCAGCUGACGGGGCUUUUCAUGUUCAGAGACAAUACAAAGUAAAAGCCAUAAUGUGGGACUUCCUUUGCUGAGGAUCAUAGUGUCCAUUUGUGUCCGGCCCAAACAUCCUUGACAGAGAAGCCUUAGGUUAAUGAUCGAUUUUCAAUCAGAUGCACUUUUAUGUCAAAUGAAUGUUGUGGUUUUUUGUUCUCGUUACCAAAUUUGACUUAAAAUGUGAAAAUUGUUUCACUUUUAUUUAAAUCCCCACAUCCAUUCCAAUUAGAUUUUAUAAUUAAAUAUAAAUGUAUAAAUAUAUUUUUUAUAAUUCGACUGUGUCAAAGUUAAUGAUACUUCAAGACAUAGUUUCGUUCAAUUGUAGGAAGCAGCUGGUUUUGCGGACAUUACAGAAAUGGAGUAUAUAAAUGAAAAAUGGGUGGAAAACGAGCUCUGGCUGCACGCUUCUUGUUCCAGCUCCAAGAAAAUACUUUCCACACAUCCAAAGAGAUUCAUUAAAAUGAUCACCUGACAGUUUAUGGAAACUUUGAAUCAUUUAACUAUUGUACCUUCUAACAUUGAAGAGGUCUCAUGAAUAAAACCUUGAAAAAGGCUUCAUUUACAAGAGAAGCUCCAAGUAAAUCUUUUCCUCUGAUCUGUGUUAUUAAAAUGAAAUUGAGGGGUGUGUGAGAGACAGAGAGGAGCAGGAUCAGAGCCAGUGCUGGAUGUCAGAGUUCGCUGUUCAAACCAGAAGACGACUUUGUUUAUCCCAGGGGGCUGCAGCAAAUGGUUUUCAGGGGCUGUAGCCUUAACAUGAAGAUGCUUCUACAGGAUAAAGGCAGCUUGAGUAAGUUCAGUGUUGAAGAAGACAAAGGACCCUGGGAUAAUCAAAGGAAUACAAACUAGUUCUCUAUAUAUCUAUAUAUGUAAAUGUAUGAUUAUGUAUCAUGACAGGACUUGCAGUGCAAAGUCUAAUGUAUCAAAUUUAUUUUACAUCAAGAAAAGAAUAGUAUCUUUAAUGACUUAUAUGUAUAAAUAUACAUAUGUAUAUGUAUUUGUCAUGGCCUCUACAAAACAAAUAAAGAUUUUUUUUAA
Platichthys flesus (European flounder) is the source of this 5517-nucleotide messenger RNA. It is a transcript of the gene map3k3, whose product is annotated as mitogen-activated protein kinase kinase kinase 3. The transcript has 17 exons. Bases 1330 to 3183 code for a protein of 617 amino acids. Lineage: Eukaryota; Metazoa; Chordata; Actinopteri; Pleuronectiformes; Pleuronectidae. Gene Ontology annotation, biological process: protein phosphorylation. The record is from RefSeq and is a predicted model, not a curated record. Gene Ontology annotation, molecular function: protein kinase activity; ATP binding; protein binding.